AUGGCUGCAAUGCUUCAGCUGAGUCCUCUGCUACGAAGCACCUUCCAGAGUUCCAGAGCCUCCCACUUGUUCCUUGAAGAAGAAGAAAUAAAGGGUGUAUUGUUCAUGUGGCUUGUGAAGAUGGGUUUGGAGGAAGAUGUGUUUGUUGGGGAUUCUGUGAGGAAUAUGCCAAAGGAGGCUGUUUUCUUUGUUUUCGAGAGGGUGGCUGCCGAGAUUAAGCCCAAUUUGGUGACAAUGGUGUGCGUCAUUUCUGCUUGUGCAAAGUUGAAGGAUGCUUCGUUGAGUGAGAGGCUGUGUGCUUACAUUGGGGAGCCUGGACUGAAGUGUAAUAUGCUUAUGGGACUGGCUAGGGAAGCAGUUUCGGUGAUGGGUGAAAUGCUGCAACAGGGCCUAAGACCCGACAAGGUUACCAUGUUAUCUGGAAUUUCAGCUUGUGCACAACCAAGUGAUUCUCUCUCUGGAAAGUGUUGCCAUGGUUAUGUUCUAAGGAAUGGAGUAGAAGGUUGGGGUACGAUUUGCAAUUCCAUGAUUGAUAUGUACAUGAAGUGCGGCCAACAAGAGAUGGCCUGCAGAAUUUUUGACAAUAUGUCGAAUAAGACGGUAGUAUCAUGGAACUCGUUGAUUUCUGGUUUCAUAAGAAGUGGUGAUGUGAAGUCAGCUUGGAUAGCGUUCAGUGAGAUGCCAAAGAGUGAUCUUGUCUGUUGGAACACUACGAUUGAUGCUCUGGUCCAAGAGAGCAAGUUUGGGGAAGCAAUUGAACUUUUCUGGGUGAUGUGGAUUGAGGGAAUAAAAGGAGAUAGGGUGACGAUGGUGGAGGUUGCAUCUACCUGCGGAUAUCUAGGAGCUCUUGAUCUUGCAAAGUUGACUCAUGCUUAUAUCCAGAAUAAAAAACACAGUCUGUGA
This is a messenger RNA of Rosa rugosa (rugosa rose), 903 nucleotides long. Its product is annotated as pentatricopeptide repeat-containing protein At3g22690-like. Gene Ontology annotation, molecular function: RNA binding; protein binding. The record is from RefSeq and is a predicted model, not a curated record. Gene Ontology annotation, biological process: RNA modification. The coding region runs from base 1 to 903 and encodes 300 amino acids. The transcript has 4 exons. Lineage: Eukaryota; Viridiplantae; Streptophyta; Magnoliopsida; Rosales; Rosaceae.